Zingiber officinale is the source of this 1702-nucleotide messenger RNA. RefSeq names its product vignain-like. NCBI's taxonomy places the organism in Eukaryota, Viridiplantae, Streptophyta, Magnoliopsida, Zingiberales, Zingiberaceae. Bases 302 to 1357 code for a protein of 351 amino acids. The transcript is spliced from 4 exons. Gene Ontology annotation, molecular function: cysteine-type endopeptidase activity. The record is from RefSeq and is a predicted model, not a curated record. Gene Ontology annotation, cellular component: lysosome.
UGUGGUCAUUCUCAUUCACAAUAGUGUGAAUAGUAAGUGAAAGAGGACAAGAACGGUUUUGCAGAGCUACCAGCUUUAACAAUCCACUUGUUGAUGCCAUAAAUCUCUAAUCCUCAAACAUCAAGUUCAUCUCUAACAGUAGCACACUUCUCCAUCACCAGCAUUGCCAGGCCAAGACAAAGGUCUCAACAAACUUCCUGAUCAACAUUAAUCUCUCCACACUGGCAGAAACCCAACGAGGAGCUUAUAUAAACCCUUCUUCCUUACAGCAUGCACCAACUCAGGCAUAUACUAGCCAAGAAUGGGCAAGGCACUAUUCUUGUUCGCGGCAGUGAUGGCAAUGGCCUUGGGGCAAGGUAAGGGCAUCCCCUUCAGUGAGGAGGAUCUCGCGACGGAGGAGAACCUAUGGGACUUGUAUGAGAGAUGGCAGAGUCACCAUGGUGUGGCUCGAAGCCACUACGAGAAGCACUUGCGCUUCGAUGUCUUCAAGGAGAAUGCCAAGUAUAUACAUGAGUCCAACAAGAUGGAGAAGGGCUAUACCCUGAGCUUAAAUAAGUUUGGAGACAUGACAAGGGACGAGUUCAGGAGCACCUAUGCUGGAUCGAGGAUUGACCGCCAUAGCUUGUUCAGAGAAAGCAGAACGGGCAAGGGGAGCUUCAUGUAUGAGAAUGUAACUGACCUCCCUAGUGCCGUUGAUUGGAGGCAGAAGGGCGCGGUCACCGGCAUCAAGGAUCAAGGCAAAUGUGGGAGUUGCUGGGCCUUCUCGACUGUGGUUUCAGUAGAGGGGAUAAACCAGAUUAAAACUAAUAAACUCGUAUCCUUAUCGGAGCAAGAACUUGUCGAUUGUGACACUAACACUAAUAAAGGAUGCAACGGAGGUCUAAUGGGUGAUGCAUUCAACUUCAUCAAAACAAAUGGUGGAAUAACCACCGAGGAAGCUUACCCUUACGCAGCUAAACAAAACAAAUGUAACCUUCAAAAGGAAAAUUCUCACAUUGUUGUGAUCGAUGGGCAUGAGGAUGUUCCCAUCAACGAUGAGGAAGCUUUGAUGAAAGCUGUGGCAAAUCAACCUGUAUCAGUUGCUAUAGAAGCAGGGGGUGGCAAAGAGUUCCAGUUCUACUCUCAAGGUGUCUUCGCAGGGAAUUGCGGAACCAAUUUAGACCAUGGAGUUGCUAUCGUAGGGUAUGGAACAUCUCCCGAUGGGACGAAGUAUUGGAUAGUGAAGAACUCAUGGGGGAUAGAGUGGGGUGAGCAAGGGUAUAUAAGGAUGAAUAGAGGGAUCUCGGCAAAGGAGGGGCUAUGUGGCAUUGCCAUGCGAGCAUCUUAUCCUACAAAGUCAUCUCCCAACCCAAUUUAACUACAACUGCAAGUCUAAUGAUCUUUGAAGAUGUAUGCAGAUGCCUAAGAAGAAAUUUAGCUGCUAGUUUAUAAGUUUGCUACAUCCAAAACUUUGGAUUCUUUAGGAUUGCAACAUCUUGGUGCAAGCAACUGUAUUAAUACUUUAAAUAAGACAGAAUGGGAUGAUAAUGUAAUGUCUUUUUGAUAAUUUAACGAGGAUUGAACUGUCUACUUCUACUUCAUCUUUCUGGGCUACACUAUUUUUGUUUCUUUUCUGAAGUAUGGAAUUACAGAAGUGUUGUUGGAAGCUGAUGCAUGUACGAAAAUCCAAGAGGAGAAUGAAUAUGAAUAGUAAAAAUUCUGC